CCCGCCUUCCCGCCUCGCUUCCGGCCGCGGCCGGGCGGUUGCGGGCGGCUGGCUCUCCGCGGGCUCUCGGGCGCGGGUCGGGCCCGCGGCGGGCGGCGGCCAUGAACUUCUCCGAGGCGUUCAAGCUCUCCAGCCUGCUCUGCAGGUUCUCCCCGGACGGCAAGUACCUGGCCUCCUGUGUCCAGUACCGGUUAGUAGUCCGGGAUGUGAGCACCCUGCAGAUUCGUCAGCUGUACACUUGCCUGGACCAGAUCCAGCACAUAGAGUGGUCAGCAGACUCCCUCUUCAUCCUCUGUGCCAUGUACAGACGUGGGCUUGUGCAGGUCUGGUCUCUGGAGCAGCCAGAGUGGCACUGCAAGAUCGACGAGGGCUCGGCAGGGCUGGUGGCCUCGUGUUGGAGCCCAGACGGGCGCCACAUCUUGAACACAACAGAAUUCCACCUGCGGAUAACCGUCUGGUCUCUGUGUACGAAGUCCGUGUCUUACAUCAAGUACCCCAAAGCCUGUCAGCAGGGAGUCACUUUCACCAGGGAUGGCCGCUACAUGGCCUUGGCAGAGAGGCGGGACUGCAAGGACUACGUGAGCAUCUUCGUGUGCAGCGACUGGCAGCUCCUGAGGCAUUUCGAUACAGACACCCAGGACCUGGCCGGGAUCGAGUGGGCCCCGAACGGCUGUGUGCUGGCAGCGUGGGACACCUGCUUGGAGUACAAGGUUCUGCUGUACUCCCUGGAUGGCCGGCUGCUGUCAGCAUACUGUGCCUACGAGUGGUCUCUGGGCAUCAAGUCUGUGGCCUGGAGCCCCAGCAGUCAGUUCCUGGCUGUGGGGAGCUACGAUGGAAAGGUGCGCCUCCUUAAUCAUGUGACUUGGAAAAUGAUCACAGAGUUCGGGCAUCCUGCAGCCAUUAACAAUCCCAAGAUAGUGGUGUACAAGGAAGCAGAGAAGGGCCCACCACUGGGACUGGGCCGCCUGUCCUUCCCACCACCCCGAGCACUGGCUGUCCCCCUCUCAACCGCAGAGAGCAAAUAUGAGAUCGCCUCUGUGCCAGUUUCUUUGCAGAGCCUGAAGCCAGCCACCGACAGAGCGAACCCUAGGAUGGGCGUGGGGAUGCUGGCUUUCAGUGCCGACAGCUACUUCUUGGCCACAAGGAACGAUAAUGUCCCCAACGCUGUCUGGGUCUGGGACAUCCAGAAGCUGAGGCUCUUUGUGGUGCUAGAGCAGCUGGCCCCAGUGCGCUCCUUCCUGUGGGACCCACAGCAGCCUCGGCUGGCCAUCUGCACAGGAAGCAGCAAGGUCUACCUGUGGUCCCCAGCAGGCUGCGUGUCAGUGCAGGUGCCUGGGGAGGGUGACUUUCCGGUGCUUUCUCUGUGCUGGCAUUCCAGUGGGGACUCCUUGGCCCUCCUCAGUAAGGAUCACUUCUGUCUCUGCUUCCUGGACACUGAGGAGGGGAUCCACACAGCUCUGGGAGAGCGGGACAGCCAUGCAUAGGAUCUGUGUGGAACCCUCAGCAGGAAUUCCAUGUCCCUGAUGUGGGGGAUGGGGGUUCCUCUGGGAGCUCUCCAGCCAUGAUGUCCGGCUCAGUGACUUGAUCCUGAUUUUCUAUAGCAAGGGGUUUUUGUAAAUAUGUGCAAUAUAAAGCUGUAAUUUUCAUUAUUUAAAAUAAAUAUUUGUUAAUUUAUAAAACA
Molecule: messenger RNA, 1681 nt
Organism: Sciurus carolinensis (gray squirrel)
Lineage: Eukaryota; Metazoa; Chordata; Mammalia; Rodentia; Sciuridae
Gene: Wrap73
Product: WD repeat containing, antisense to TP73
Exons: 12
Coding region: 102-1484 (460 amino acids)
Biological process (GO): mitotic sister chromatid segregation; protein localization to mitotic spindle pole body; microtubule anchoring at mitotic spindle pole body
Cellular component (GO): mitotic spindle; MWP complex; microtubule organizing center
Molecular function (GO): protein binding
Source: RefSeq, a predicted model, not a curated record